AUGGAGGGCUUUUACGGUAUUGAGGUGGCCGCCGGCAAGCAGGUGAAGGCCAAAAUCCCGGAGGAGUGCGCGCUGCGCGUGACGCAGCUCGCCGUUCCCGCCAACGCCGCUGGAGCCGUUUCUCUCGUCGUGUCCUUCGAGGGCAAGCUGUUCACGAUUGCCACGCUGGACCCCAAGAAGGGCAUCUACCAGAUGAGCACCGACCUCGUCUUCACCGAGGCGCAGGACGUUUCCUUCUCUGCCCAGGGCGCUGGCGCAGUCCACGUCACCGGCUACGUGCAGCCAGUCGGCAACGACGAUAUGAUGAUGAAUGCCAUGGCCGGCGAGUCGGGUGAGGAGGAUGAGAGCGACGACGACGAGGAACUCGAGGAGGUGUCGGAGUCGGAGAGCAACGAGAUCGCCAAGGCCCCUGCUUCCGCUGCCGCUGGUGCGGAGGACAGCGACGAGGAGGACGAGGACGAGGAGGACGACGAGGAGGACGAUGGCGAGGAUAUGCCGCCGGCCGACCUCGAUGACAGCGACAUGGGCGAAGAGGACGAGGAAGUCGACGAGGAGGAUGAUGAGGAACAGAUGGAUGACGAGGAAGGCAAGGACGAUGAGGAUGAUGAGGAUGAUGACGAAGAUAACGAGGACGACGAGGAUAGCGACGACGACGAUGACGACGACGAGGACGACGAGGACGACGUACCGCGAAAGUUCCAGCGUGCGGAGCGCGGAGACCACCGCGGUGGCUUCCGUGGCGGACGUGGCGGUGACCGCGGUGGCUUCCGUGGCGGACGUGGCGGUGACCGCGGUGGCUUCCGUGGUGGUCGUGGCGGUGACCGCGGUGGCUUCCGUGGUGAUCGCGGUGGUGAUCGUGGUGGCUUCCGCGGUGGUCGCGGUGGUGACCGCGGUGGCUUCCGUGGUGGUCGCGGUGGUGAUCGUGGUGGCUUCCGCGGUGGUCGCGGUGGUGACCGCGGUGGCUUCCGUGGUGGUCGCGGUGGUGACCGCGGUGGCUUCCGUGGUGGCAAGCGUGGCCGCUACUAG
Leishmania mexicana MHOM/GT/2001/U1103 is the source of this 1026-nucleotide messenger RNA. RefSeq names its product putative nucleolar RNA-binding protein. The coding region runs from base 1 to 1026 and encodes 341 amino acids. NCBI's taxonomy places the organism in Eukaryota, Euglenozoa, Kinetoplastea, Trypanosomatida, Trypanosomatidae. The record is from RefSeq and is a predicted model, not a curated record. The transcript has a single exon.